Molecule: messenger RNA, 596 nt
Organism: Eruca vesicaria subsp. sativa (arugula)
Lineage: Eukaryota; Viridiplantae; Streptophyta; Magnoliopsida; Brassicales; Brassicaceae
Source: the annotation of a GenBank genome assembly
CGACAUAGCACGUCCGUCAUCUUCAUCUUCCCUCCAUCUGCUCCAACUCUUCACCUCAUUAAACACACACUGAAAGGGAGAGAGAGAUGGAGUUUUCUGAAUAUAACACUAUCUGACCUUCUUGUCAUAUCACAAACCAAAUCUCUCACAUUCGUUUUUCCUCAUCGAAACAUUCUAAUUCUUCUUCUUUUCUCUGUAUGGGUUGUCGAGAUGUUCUUUUGACAUUCUCCAUCGCUCUCUUGCUCAUCUUUUUGUUUCAGAUCUGGCCUUUCAGGGAAGGACAAGUCCGGGAACUGUCGGAAGAUAACAUACUCGCAAAAGGUGGAAACACCCUUGUCUCAAAUAACAAGAAAGACGAGGAUGAUGUUCAACGACUCUUCCAAAGGUAUUUCAAGGGAUCAUCUUUUGGCCUAAAUAACAACAGCAACACUCGCUUUGAAGAUUCCGAUAGAAAGAUCCCUAGUUCCCCUGAUCGCCUCCACAACUAAUAUCCUAUUAUGACGAUUUCUCCACUGAGGCUAUAUAUGAUUUGAUUGUACACCUCUUUGAUAUAUCAUUUCGAUAACAUCUUUGUUCCUCAAUCUGGUAAAAAAAAU